Molecule: messenger RNA, 2204 nt
Organism: Limanda limanda (common dab)
Lineage: Eukaryota; Metazoa; Chordata; Actinopteri; Pleuronectiformes; Pleuronectidae
Gene: trpt1
Product: tRNA phosphotransferase 1
Exons: 7
Coding region: 167-859 (230 amino acids)
Biological process (GO): tRNA splicing, via endonucleolytic cleavage and ligation
Molecular function (GO): tRNA 2'-phosphotransferase activity
Source: RefSeq, a predicted model, not a curated record
AGGCAGCUGGCUGCAUGUUUGUUGACAGCAGUCGGGGCGAGUCCUCUGAUUCAUUAGUAACAGUAGUUUGUGACAGUCAUUUAAUGGGUUAAACUCGCAAAUUUAUAUAUUACAUCAGCCAGCAGCUGGAAACCAUGAUCUGAGUGAUAACACUCACUGCAUUGAAAUGGACAGUGACAGAGGAGGAAGAGGAGGAAGAGGAGGAGGUGGUAGAGGAAGGAGGAACCGUGGUGGAGAGGACAGAGAUGUCCGCCUGUCCAAAUCCAUGACUUAUGCUCUGCGUCAUGGAGCCAACCAGAUGGGUCUUCAAAUGAGAGCAGAUGGCUUCUUGUUUGUGGAGGAGCUCUUGGCCCACCCGCAGUUUCGCUCUUACUCAUUGGAGGACAUCGAGAGAGUCGUGGUCACAGAUGACAAGCAGCGCUUCAAGCUGCGUUCGCACCCAGAGGAUGGACGGAUGGAGAUUCGAGCCAACCAGGGCCAUUCAGUCCAGGUGAGGGAUUUGGAGCUGAAACCGGUCCUGCCUGGUUCUUCAGACUAUCCUGCUGAGGCCGUUCAUGGCUCCUACCUCAGCAAAUGGAGCUCUAUCCAGCAGCAGGGUCUGAGCCGCAUGACGAGGACGCACAUUCACCUGGCACCAGGACUCCCAGGGGAGGAUGGCGUCAUCAGUGGAAUGAGAACAAACUGUGAUCUUGCCGUGUUCAUCGACGUCCCAAAAGCUCUCGCUGAUGGUAUUGAGUUCUUCUGGUCAGAAAACGGCGUGUUGCUGACUGCAGGUGACGCAGAGGGAAAACUUCUCCCAAAGUACUUUAGCCGAGCCUUAAGACUGAGACCUACACAGAGCAUCCUGCCACUUCAGUAGCAGCAGCCUGCAUCACCUCUAUUAUGUAACCUUGGGGACACACACCUCAGGCUUCCUGGAAGACGGCUCCUACCAAGUCCGCCAGGGGGAGGAACCAAUGUUUUGAUUGAUUGUGUAGGUGGGUCCAAAACAAUGGUUAUGAUACUGUAGUGUAUGAUGAUUUAAAUAUGCUGCAGCCAACCAGUGUCAUUAUUACUAAUAUUUGUUAUAACAGCGACAAACAAGAAGACAAUAACAACAAGUAAAACCACUUCAACUUUCAUCUGAGGGAAAGGACAGAAAAUUCAAAAAAGAAAUAUUUACAACUAAUUAAACGAUGUAUUAAACUAUUACAAAGAAGAGUUAGUUGAGACUCUCCAUUAUAUCUGUACAGUAAAUACAAAGCAGCUGCUUAGCUUAGCAUAAAGACAGAUUUAUCCUGUGAGCCUUAUUCUGUCAAUAUUUAGUUAACAAAUUCAUCUUCACAGCACCUUUAAAUAUCACAGCGUUAUAUAUUGUUUAUUAUUUUAUACCAUGUAAAAUCACAACACAUAUUAAACCGCCAAGUUGUUCCCGUCUGUUUCCAGCGAACAUGCUGAAUUUCGUCUGGAGUAUUUCAACUGAAAUUCUAAAAACAAUCUGGAAAAUGAAUAAAAGUGCUGUAGGAAAAGUGGGAGUUUAAAAAAAGGAAUAUGUAUUUAUUUUUUUGUUGAUUUUUAAAUUGGUCCAUUUUUCUUGUAGUAAUGAUGGUGUCAGUGAUACAAAAAUGUAAGAAUAGUUAGGAAGGUCUGAUUAAAGCUUUGAUUAGUGGAACUUUACCGUGUUGAUAUUGAAUAUGUGUCCAUCCAUGAGUGUACAACAGUUUUUAGUGUGAAUAUGAGCAUUAAAUUGGAAAACUUGUCAUUGAAAGAAUCAGAAAAACUGUAGGGAAGCAUCUUUAUUUAUCACCAAAUUAACCAACUUAAGCUAACGAAUUUCACUUUUUACAUUUUCCCAUUGUAUUGUUAGUGCUAAAGAAACUAUUGCUGGAACAGACGACCUGGUCAAUCUUACUAAAAAGUUAUAAAAUAUAUAACACACACACACUCACAACAAGCCAACAAACAUUUGAGUGUGUGGUUAGACAUGUGACUCUAGGAAAGCAGAGGGUGCAGAAACUGUGGUUUUUAUUUAACGGACUGACUUUACUGUGUCUUGUAAGAUAUGGACACACUCACAGCAUGUGAGAGGAGAUAAUUGAUCAGAAGCUUCCUGCGUAACAAACAACAGAAGUUACCACCAUAUGUCACAACUACCCGGAGUGAAGACAACAGAUCAUUAAAAGUGGAUUAUUGUGUUUAUCCUAAUAAAUCUUUGUUCAUCCAUA